Molecule: messenger RNA, 1194 nt
Organism: Striga hermonthica
Lineage: Eukaryota; Viridiplantae; Streptophyta; Magnoliopsida; Lamiales; Orobanchaceae
Source: the annotation of a GenBank genome assembly
AUGUGUCCUUCGGCUGAGUCUCCUCCCCGUGCAGAACUCUGUUUGUUCUUGACUGAUGACCAAAUCAUUCCAUUUCUAAAUGAGUACACACCACAAUCCCAUCUUCCAAAUAAUGUGCUAGCAGACUGGAGCCCUUAUCAAUACCCACCCUCUAAUUUACCAGAAGGAAUGUGGUACCUCGUUCCGAUAGACGUGAAAAAGGAAUAUGUUCAUGGGUUCUGGAAAGCCAAUGGAGAAGAUUCUAGGAUUUUCUCAAACUCCACAAUCACUGGUUGGAGGACCACUUUGCAAUAUUUUGAAGGACAGGCCCCUGACGAGCAAAGAACAGAUUGGCGCAUGCAUGAAUAUUGGAUAACAAGAAAAGAGCUACAUGAUAAAGAUAAGCCAAAGGAGCCAAGACUGCUAUGCAGAGUCUUCUGUAAUGACAAGAAUGGGAAAAGUGAAAAUCGUUCCCAAAAUUACGUAACCACCAUUGAACCAGAAAAUAUCAAUUACUUGGCUUUAAUUAAAUCUAAUGCUGAUGUAACCUCAGGCGAAGAUUGUGGAAGUGAAUCUAAAGCAAAGGAGGAGCGUGAAGCGGCAGCUGAUAACAAUGCAGAGGUGAACCUGAGAGGUGAACCUGAUCCUGAAGCGAAUAGAGAGUGUGAAGGGGCAGUGGCUCCUUGUGCGGCUGAUAACAAACCAAACUCGUCUGGGCAAGUUUUCUCUCAAGUCGAGUGUUUCGAGAGAGGUGACUUCUUGGAAUUAGCUGAUCUUGAGGACAAUGGCUCGCAUUCUUCCAGUUCACGAAACUCGAGCUGUCUCAGCUCUUCAUCUGAUGAAGAGUUUGACGUGUCGGCUUACCUGAGGGACAUUGAGGCGGACGAGCUAAAUCCUAUGCGUGGGGAGCAGUCGAGUUCGAAAUACGAGUUUACUUCGGUUAGGCUGGAUGAUGUGGUUCUGGAGCCCCCACCUUCAGGGACCUUGUUGACUGGUUCUGUACAAAACAAUGUUGCCGAGGGCUCACAAAGAGUCUUAACGGUCCAAAAAAUGUCGGCAGACGAACAAGAAAUGGAAAACGCUACAGAAGGGCACAAUCCAGACAGCCCGAUUGAAGGCACCUCAAAUAAUGGUAUUGCCGGUCGGGAGAGAAAGCUCGGUGAUUCAAGCCGAAUGAAGAAGCUGAAAAUGUGUUUCUGUUUUAAGCCAUUCUGA